AUGUGGGAGCGCAGGGAGCAGCAGCCGCUGCUGAACCGGGAGGCCGCGCUGGCCCUAGGCCGCACCGGGACCGGGACCCGGGCGGCGGAACCGGGCUGGCGACACGCCUGCCACGUCCUGCUCUACGCCCCGCUACCCGCCGGCUCCCCUCCGCCGGGCUACGCCGUUCUAAUGCAGCUGCGGUUCGACGGGCGGUUCGGAUUCCCGGGAGGUCUGGUGGAACCCGGCGGGGAAUCACUGGAAGCAGGGCUGCACCGGGAGCUGCUGGAAGAACUAGGCCCGGCGGCGAGCGGGUUACGGUUACAGCCCCGCCAUCACCGCGGCGCUAGGGUUUGGCCGCUAGGCCGUACCGGAAGCGGAAGUGACGCCGGCCUCGUGACGCAUUUCUACAUCCGGCGGUUACGGUUGGAAGAACUGGCGGCCAUCGAGAGGGGAGGCCCGACCGCACCGGAGCACGGCCUGGAGGUGCAGGGGCUGGUGCGGGUGCCCCUGGGCGGGGGGCUCCCCGCUUUCCUGCAGCACCGUUUCGCCGGGGACGCCCGGGAGCAGCUCUUGGGGGCCCUCCCCACCCUCGGUAUACGGGCCCCCCCCACACCAAACAACGAGGAUCCCCCAAACACGGAGCCCCUCACCCCAAAACAGGGGAAGGAAUGACCGGAUGGAAUAAAAGCACCCCAAAAUGCACACACACACCCUUCCU
This is a messenger RNA of Grus americana (Whooping crane), 700 nucleotides long. RefSeq names its product U8 snoRNA-decapping enzyme-like. Gene Ontology annotation, cellular component: nucleus. The record is from RefSeq and is a predicted model, not a curated record. Gene Ontology annotation, biological process: mRNA catabolic process; sno(s)RNA catabolic process. Bases 1 to 654 code for a protein of 217 amino acids. The transcript is spliced from 3 exons. Gene Ontology annotation, molecular function: phosphodiesterase decapping endonuclease activity; snoRNA binding. Lineage: Eukaryota; Metazoa; Chordata; Aves; Gruiformes; Gruidae.